Messenger RNA from Microcebus murinus (gray mouse lemur), 6863 nucleotides. NCBI's taxonomy places the organism in Eukaryota, Metazoa, Chordata, Mammalia, Primates, Cheirogaleidae. The record is from RefSeq and is a predicted model, not a curated record.
GGGUUGGGUGGGAGGAGAUCCGCUGGCACACACGAGGAGGAGGGUUGAGCUGCCGCCGCCGCUGUCGUGAGUGCGGAGUCGGGACUGUAGCUGCCGCCGCGGCGACGCCGGGGAUCGUGUCGUUAGCGCCCGGCCCUUCUGCCUCGCCGCCUUUGCCGGGUCAGCGCGGCCUGCUCCUCCCCGGUCGGUCGCCCCCACCUCCAUUUCCCGCCCUCUCUUCACCACACACACGGCCCCCCCGAUCAUGGAUCCGGGUAGUGGCGGCGGCGGCGGUGGCGGCGGUGGCGACGGGAGCAGCAGCGGCAGCAGCAGCAGCGAGUCGGCGCCCGACUGCUGGGACCAGGCGGACAUGGAAGCCCCCGGGCCGGGCCCGUGUGGCGGCGGCGGUGGCCCCAUGGCGGCGGCGGGGGCCGAGGCCCAGCGUGAGCACCUCAGUGCGGCCUUCAGCCGGCAACUCAACGUCAACGCCAAGCCCUUCGUGCCCAACGUCCACGCCGCCGAGUUCGUGCCGUCUUUCCUCCGUGGUCCGGCCCAGGCUCCGCCACCUUCUGCUGGCGCCGCCACCAACAACCACGGAGCCGGCAGCGGCGCGGGAGGCCCUUCGGCACCUGUGGAAUCCUCUCAAGAGGAACAUUCGUUGUGUGAAGGUUCAAAUUCAGCCGUUAGCAUGGAACUUUCAGAACCUGUUGAAAAUGGAGAGACAGAAAUGUCCCCAGAAGAAUCAUGGGAGCACAAAGAAGAAAUAAGUGAAGUAGAGCCUGGGGGUGGUUCCUUGGGAGAUGGAAGGCCACCAGAGGAAAGUGCCCAUGAAAUGAUGGAGGAGGAAGAGGAAAUACCAAAACCUAAAUCUGUGGUUGCACCACCAGGUGCUCCUAAAAAAGAACAUGUAAAUGUAGUAUUCAUUGGGCAUGUAGAUGCUGGCAAGUCAACCAUUGGAGGACAAAUAAUGUAUUUGACUGGAAUGGUUGACAAAAGGACACUUGAAAAGUAUGAAAGAGAAGCUAAAGAAAAAAACAGAGAAACUUGGUACUUGUCUUGGGCCUUAGAUACAAAUCAGGAAGAACGAGACAAGGGUAAAACAGUAGAAGUGGGUCGUGCCUAUUUUGAAACCGAAAAGAAGCAUUUCACAAUUCUAGAUGCCCCCGGCCACAAGAGUUUUGUCCCAAAUAUGAUUGGUGGUGCCUCUCAAGCUGAUUUGGCUGUGCUGGUAAUCUCAGCCAGGAAAGGAGAGUUUGAAACUGGAUUUGAAAAAGGAGGACAGACAAGAGAACAUGCAAUGUUGGCAAAGACAGCAGGUGUAAAACACUUAAUUGUGCUCAUUAAUAAGAUGGAUGAUCCAACAGUAAAUUGGAGCAAUGAGAGAUAUGAAGAAUGUAAAGAGAAACUGGUGCCAUUUUUGAAAAAAGUUGGCUUCAAUCCCAAAAAGGACAUUCACUUUAUGCCCUGCUCAGGACUGACUGGAGCAAAUCUCAAAGAGCAAUCAGAGUUCUGCCCUUGGUACAUCGGAUUACCAUUUAUUCCAUAUCUGGAUAAUUUGCCAAACUUCAAUAGAUCAGUUGAUGGACCAAUCAGGCUGCCAAUUGUGGAUAAGUACAAGGACAUGGGCACAGUGGUCCUGGGAAAGCUGGAAUCAGGAUCUAUUUGUAAAGGCCAGCAGCUCGUGAUGAUGCCAAACAAGCACAACGUGGAAGUUCUUGGAAUACUUUCUGAUGAUGUAGAGACUGAUACUGUAGCCCCAGGUGAAAACCUCAAAAUCAGACUGAAAGGAAUUGAAGAAGAGGAGAUUCUUCCUGGAUUCAUACUUUGUGAUAUUAAUAAUCUUUGUCAUUCUGGACGUACAUUUGAUGCCCAGAUAGUGAUUAUAGAGCACAAAUCCAUCAUCUGCCCAGGGUAUAAUGCGGUGCUGCAUAUUCACACCUGUAUUGAGGAAGUGGAAAUAACAGCCUUAAUCUGCUUGGUAGACAAAAAAUCAGGAGAAAAAAGUAAGACUCGACCCCGUUUUGUGAAGCAAGAUCAAGUAUGCAUUGCUCGUUUAAGGACAGCAGGGACCAUCUGCCUUGAGACCUUUAAAGACUUCCCUCAGAUGGGUCGUUUUACCUUAAGAGAUGAGGGUAAGACCAUUGCAAUUGGAAAAGUUCUGAAACUGGUUCCAGAGAAAGACUAAGCAUUUUCUUGAUGACCCUGCACAAUACUGUGAGGAAAAUUGACUGCAAAAGCCUACUUCACACCGCCUUCUCUUAUUUUCUGCCCAUUGAUAAACCUCUCCCCAUAUUUUGCAAAGAGAAAAUUCACAGCAAAAGUCCACAUUAUGUCAGCUUUCUCAUAUUGAGAGCUCUGCUAUGCCACUGUUGAAUUUUUCCCCCCUUUCAAACUCUGCUUCCUUGGACAGAUUUGGCAAUAGCUUUGUAAGUGAUGUGGACAUAAUUGCCUACAAUAAUGAAAACCUACAGGAAUUUUUUUAUUUUUCAUUUUCCCCUUAGGCAUAUUUAGUAAUUUUUCCCCAGGCAGAUCAUUCUGAGUGUGCGAGUGUGUGUGCACAUGUUACAAAGACAACUACCAUGUUAAUAAAAUAUUCAAUUUGAAAUCCUUUUCGGUAUCUGAAUUGCUUUUGAAUAGUGUUUUUUAUCUGGAUGUAACAUUGUUGCAUUAGCUUUUUAACUUUACCAAGUAAUUGAAUACAUUUUAUUACUUGGACUUUUCUAAACUCUUUCCCUACCCACUCCUUUAAAUGAGGCAUUUACAAUGUUCAAGUUUUUAUUAAAGGAAAGGAUUAGUUUGAUCCCUUCUUUUGAUGGUCAGUGCAUACAUACAAUUGAAUCCCUUUAUCCAGCUGUGACACUGCUUUACUAGGUUUAUCAGUUAUUUUCUGCCAAUUUAUAUUUUAACAUGAUUUCUUAAAUACAGUAAAUUGUAAAAUAAAAGAACAGCAUACUGUAGUUUUUAUAAGUAAAGCUUAAUGAAAUUGUACCCCUACAAAAAUUCUAUUAACUCAUUAAAUUAGUGGAAUUUACAAUAAAGAAAGCAUGUUAAGACCUGGCAAAAAUGCCUCUUUUAGUAUUUAUAAGAGCUGCAUGCAUCUCGUAGGAAAACUGUAUCUGUUGCAAGUGCCAGUUCUACAAGUACUCAGUUUAUUCUUCCUAUCAGUAACUUUAAAGGUUGAAUGAUCCUUGCUGGUUAAUGCUAAAUCUAUCCAGCAACUAAAUGAACACAUAUAUAGAAUCAUCAGAAUCUGCACAGACUCAAAUUACCAGUGAUAAAUAGAAUCAAGCACAGUAUGAGUUUUAUCUCAGUUAUUUAAAAUUGAGUUUUCUUAAGUAUAAAGAUCAAAUUUGCUAACCAUGAUUUGGAUGAACCACAGUGCAGCAUUGUGGUGUUUUCUAGAUUGAAGGGUGACUUUCUCCUGUAACUAUCAUGACUUUGAGAUUUUUCAUGAGAACUGGAAGAGACAAUUUCUGGGUUUAUCAGAAGCCCCAUUGAUGUUGAGUGUUGGCCAUUUAUCAAAGACUUGGCCUCUUUUAGAUUGUGAUUUAUCUCUACAUAAGAUACUUUGUAGUUGUAUAUUUAAUGACAAAUCCCUUUCCCAUAAUCUUGCUCCUCAGAAAAGAAAAGCCUAGUCAGAGUGUAUUUUUAGUUGUGAAACAUAAAACUUAACCUAAUAGUGUUUUCUUAACUAUGGAAUUCCCAUUUGUUUCACGAAUGAGGCUACAUCUUAUGGACAGAGCAAAGUUAUUGUCCUGCAGCUUCUUUUAACUAUACUUAUGGCCAUUAGAUUGCAUGAAAUUUAAAUAAAUUUUAUUAUGUCUGCAAAUUUCUGGGCUUUUAUUUUUCUGGGAAAUACACGAGCUUUAAGCAAAACCGAUUAGUUUCUUUUGUAGUUCUAUGUUAAUAACAAAUAAUAGCAAUUGCUUGGAUUUCGAUAUUUAAAAGUUCAAGAAUCACUAAAUUUUUUCCAAAGGUAUUUCCCCUUUUAAAUUGAACACAUUUUUAAAAAAACUAUGUUUGCUAUUAAAAUAUUUACCUGUUAGAAUAUUAUGUACAUGUUGCCAAGACUCUUAAGUAAAACAACGUGGAUAUCAACUGUGAAGGGCUUACCUCUUAAAAAGCAACAGAUAAUAAAUAAAAAUACAAAAGUAAUUAUACAAAUUACAUUGGAUUCUUGCACAUUUGCAAGAUUAGAUUCAGAAGAAAUUCCAAUGUUAAAGUUAAUCAACACCAUACAUUUUAUGGACUUUAAAAUUGAGAAGCGUUCCUGCUUAAAGGUGAUACAUUUAAACUCCUGGUUACACUGGCUAGUCAUCUGAAUAAGGAAAUAAGUCUGAGAUGAAUUGGCAACAUGGGAGAUGUUGGACCUUUAAAGAGCAAUAGAAAUUCCUGUGUUGUCAUUCUGAUUUCUGCAAGUACAAAUGUGUUUAUAUGCUCGACAAUGCAAAAUAGGCUAGCUGACUGCAUAUUUAGGGUAUUACAGACCUAAAUAUUUUUUUCUCUAUCAUAGAUAUGUUUGAAUCAUGAUUUUCUUUGUAUCUUUCACAUUGAUGUUCUUUAUACAGCUUUCAUGCUAGGUUAUUUAAUUAGUUUUUUAAAUUAAUAAAGUGAAUUUAAGAAAUAAUUGAAAUACACUAAUGUAAUUGCCAUUUUAAACCCAUAUUUCUUAACUUUGGGAGAAGGGAAAAUAUAGCAUUUAUUUGUUUUUAAUUUACAAAAUGAACUUAUCCAGUGAAAAAUCUAUGUAAAGUCAAACCAAAAGAGUUGGACCGCAUGUAUAUUAUCAUGAAAUUAAGUGACAAAUAGUAAAGUGUUCUUGAAUAAUUAAGCCCAUGUAUAUUUUGUUUUGAAUUAGACUUGGGAUAUGUGGUAAUUGAAUGUAAAAAUUUUGUAAGCUGUAAUAGUACAGGUUGUUCACUGUAACGAGUUAACUCCUACUUGUCUGCUGGUUAUAUAAACUACAAGAACUUUUACAAUAUGGGACUUUGAACUGUGAUGCAGUUGAACAAUUACUGGCAUCCUCUCAGCUGAAGUGCUACAAAUAUUUUGGGUCAUUUUUGCAAUCAGAUGCAGUUUUGCAACCCAAGAAAAAGUUGAACCUAUCAUCAAAAAACUGCUCCCAAGAUGAACUUUGGAAAAAAAAUCAGCUAAACUCCCCCAGCAAUCCUCAAGAACACUAUUUAUGACUGUAACAACUCCUGGAUCUUUGAUGACUAUUAUACAUGAGAGCAGCCUAGCACCUUUCCUUACUGGCAUGGAAUUCUUCACGGACUACUACUUGAUGGAUUCAAGUGAAGCUUGAUGGAUUCAAGUGAAGCUUGAUGGAUUCAAUGAGCUAGCUUCAUUGCUUUGGGUAGGGAUUUAAGGUAUUUGAGGGACAAAUACGCAGUUUUGAUUAUAGCUCUUAACAUCAGGCAACUUUCUACCUUUAAACUCUUUGUGAAAAUUCUGGAUAUAGCACCUAGCUCUGACUGUAGGAUGAUUAAAUGUUAAUUCAGUGUUGGCCUACCUUAUCAGAAUAAACUGUGCCAUUAAUCCUCUCACAGAUGUGUAAGGUAGAUAGCAAUCAACUGGACUUGGGGAAUGAUUAUCUGUCUCCAAAUAAUAUGGCUUUUAUUUCUUCCAGUUAACUUUUUCAGUGAUUGUAACAGAUCAAAUACAUUCUGAUACCCAUCUAAUACAUUAAUGAUCUUGUUUCUUUCUUUAGAGAUCUUGCCAUGGCAGCAACUUGUUAAAUAAGUGUAAUUUUGUAUGCACAACUCAAAAGACUUAAUAGAUUUAAAUGUAGUAGUCAAUUGGUUAUAUUAGAUUUCAUAGUAAAUGGAAUAGGAAGUGGUUUUAUUUUCCAAUAGUAGUUGAGUGGAUUCCAUUGAACCAAUUUAUUGCCAGAAUUCAGAUAGGGUAGAUUUGGUUCAACUUUUGGUGAUUUUGGCUCUAGGAUAUUCUUAUCAAUAUCCUAGAACUUCCUGAGUCUUCCCUUCAAUAAAUACAGUUAUCAACAUACCUCUAAUCCUAUGCUUCCUUGAAACAGUAAUAUGCUAGCUGAAUUGUUUAAUAAGGAUUAUUAUAAGGGCCUAGAGUUGUGGGAGUGGAGAUGAAAAUCUUUUCUUCUCCAGUAUAAGGGAAAAGCAGAUUGGCACGAUGUCUGAUUAGGCAGAAACACCAGGAUUUAAGAAACCCUUGAAAUGGUAAUUGUCUUUUCUGCCUUGUCAACAUUUGCCUCUGUGCCCUUUAAAACAAUGUGGAAACCUCAGGUUUGUGGACGCACAGGUGGAGUGACAUUUUGUGCUUCCUAAGGCCCCCCUCUGCUGGGCACAUUAGCUUAGUGCUUCAGAUGUCAGCCCAAGUCCUUGCUACCUCCUCUUCCUGCUGCCCAGGGAAGAGUGUGUGUGCUGGAGCCAAGCCCUCGCACUCCUCAGGUGAUCAUCCUCACCUCCAUUUCCUCCACACGCGUUAGGUGAAACAGGUCUGAGCCUGCAAGGUCUGCAUCUUAAGGACUACAAAUUGGGCGCUCAGAAACGUACACACCUCUUAGUUAACUGGUUUCUUCUGUUCUAAAGGAAAUGUGGCUAUCUCUCAGGCCAGGAUUUAGUGACUAGUUUUCACUAAAUAGCAGGUUAAUACCUAGAUCUCAUUUUUUAAAAACAGAGGAUUAAAGGGAACUGAUUAGGUUUGCUGAGUGUUUUAGCCUAAUUCCAAAGCAUGGAAGAGUGCUCUAGGUAAGACAAAAACCUUUCUCUUCUGAUUUGUAGCUACCUACUGUGCCUGACUUGGUGCCUGUGUGAGGAUUAACCCCUUAGUCUGCUCUUGCAAUUAUUCAAAUGACUAAAGUUAAAUUUGCUUUUGUAAUAACAAUAAAAGUUCUCAUCUUCCCUUUUGAA